GUGAGGUUGCAGGAACAGAAUCUAGAAUAUAAUCUCUGUAUUCUAUGGUAGUAAGGUUGCAGGAACAGAAUCUAUAAUAUAAUCUCUGUAUUCUAUGGUAGUAAGGUUGCAGGAACAGAAUCUAGAAUAUAAUCUCUGUAUUCUAUGGUAGUAAGGUUGCAGGAACAGAAUCUAUAAUAUAAUCUCUGUAUUCUAUGGUAGUAAGGUUGCAGGAACAGAAUCUAGAAUAUAAUCUCUGUAUUCUAUGGUAGUAAAGUUGCAGGAACAGAAUCUAGAAUAUAAUCUCUGUAUUCUAUGGUAGUAAGGUUGCAGGAACAGAAUCUAGAAUAUAAUCUCUGUAUUCUAUGGUAGUAAGGUUGCAGGAACAGAAUAUAGAAUCAAAUGACUGCAAAACCAACAAGCCAAGCUUCACUCUCCAAGGAGGACCUGCUUUGUCCUGUGUGUUGUGAGGUAUUCAGCCUUCCCGUCCUGCUGAAAUGUGGCCAUAACUCCUGUAAGGAGUGUUUACAGAAGCUGUGGGAAUGGAAGGGAGGCAGGCAAUGCCCCGUGUGUCUGACCACGUCGAGCUCAGAGAGGCCUCCUAUCAACCUGGCCCUAAAGAUAGCAGCCGACAUGUUUACAAAGCAGAGGACGACCAGGGGAGAGGAGCGCCCAGAGGAGGAGUGGUGUCGUCUUCACAACGAGAAGCUGAAACUGUUCUGUCACAACGAUGAGGAGCCCAUUUGUGUCGUCUGUCAGCUUUCUAACCAACACAAAGUACAUGUGUGUUGCCCUGUAGAGGAGGCUGCUCUGGAGAAAAAGAUAGAGGUCUCAGCCAAGCUUGAUUCAUUGCAGAAACACCUGAAAUUACUCAACAAGACUAAAGAGGAUUGGGAAGAAACCAAAAAUUACUUAAAGAGACAGGCGGACCAGACGGAGCGACAGAUGAAGGAGGAGUUUGAGAGGUUCCACCAGUUCUUGAGGGAGGAGGAGAAGAACAGAGUGGCCAAGUUGAGGGAGGAAGAGGAGAACAAAACUCAGGUGAUGUGUAUGAAGUUGGAGUACAUCAAGGAGAGGAUCGCUGCCCUCACAGACACCAUCAGCCAAGUAGAGAAGUCUAUACGAGCGGAUGAUGUGAAGUUUUUACAGGACUACAAGAAGACAAAGAGAAGGUAUGUGAAGGGCUACUACUAACUAUUAC
This is a messenger RNA of Oncorhynchus mykiss (rainbow trout), 1180 nucleotides long. NCBI's taxonomy places the organism in Eukaryota, Metazoa, Chordata, Actinopteri, Salmoniformes, Salmonidae. The record is from RefSeq and is a predicted model, not a curated record.